AUGGCAGGAUAUUCUUUACGUAGGAGAUACUCAAAUUCUUCGGCUUCUGAGACGAGCACGGUCCGCGCCGCGUCAUCAGGUGGAGCCUUGGGAUCGGACCAGGUCGCCGGACGCGGUGCUCACAACUACUACGCUCCCGGGAACACCCGUGGAGGCUGGCGAGGACGGGGUACGUUCGCGGGAGGAAGAGGCCGUGGCGGCGGGCGCUACGGCACCUACUUCCCGCGUCCUGUCUCCCCACCUCCGCAGCGCCCCAACGACCAGCAGUUGCUGGAGCGUCGGGAUGCGGCGAGGGAGGCGCGGGCAAGUGAGCAGCAUCGCUGCGUCGAGGACAACGAUAUCGACGCCCGCCGCAAGGCCGCGGCCAAAAUUCUCCUGGAGACGAGGGAACACAGGAGCAGGGGCGCCCGCAAGGUUGCCGCUGCUCCUAUGGUUGGUGCAGAAGCCGGUCCGGCUGGCCCGGAAGCCAACACCAACGUCGCCAGGGUCAUCGUCGGCGGUAGGUUCAUCCGCGCCGACGAUGACCGGCAGCGGUAUUACGACGACGAGGAGGUGAAGGAAGUCCUGGCCAAGCUUAAGGUGCAGAAAGAAUCUGGCGCGUACUGGGAAAAGCUCCAGGCGCCAGGGCCUGUGGGCUCCGAGUACGCGGCCAUGAUGGAGAAGGCGAAGAAGAUCUGGGAGGCCAAGCUUCGCUGGCGGGCUCGUUACCCGCCGCAUCGGUACGAUUUCUCGUACCUGUGCAUGGAGAACCCGGCUGUGCCGAGGUUCAACAUCCGCGGCGUCUGGGGAGGACUCUACUAG
This is a messenger RNA of Tricharina praecox, 801 nucleotides long. RefSeq lists its product as uncharacterized. The transcript is spliced from 4 exons. The record is from RefSeq and is a predicted model, not a curated record. Bases 1 to 801 code for a protein of 266 amino acids. NCBI's taxonomy places the organism in Eukaryota, Fungi, Ascomycota, Pezizomycetes, Pezizales, Pyronemataceae.